AAUUGUUUCCUUUAUCUGUGGUAAUCCUUACAGUAUAAAUAUGCUCAAAGAUAAGUUAUUAUCAACAUUUGCAUCUUCAUUCACAUCAACUAGGUUAAACAACCGCCGAAAAAAGGUUUAAACGAUGAAGUGCCUCAGUGUUUUACUGCUAGCCAUUGUUGGUAUCGCCAGCGUGACAGCUUACUACGGCCAUCACGGCAUGUACAGGGGUUAUGGUUCAAUGUAUGGUAUGGGUUCGGGAUCACUAUACGGUGGCUAUAGAGGUAUCGGGUAUGGCGGAUAUGGCUAUCCAUAUUCUGGAAUCGGCUAUGGCUCAAUGCUUGGCGGUAUGGGUUAUGGGUCUAUGUAUGGCGGAAUCGGUUAUGGAUCUAUGUAUGGCGGUUAUGGCUCCAUGUAUGGAGGAUACGGAUCUAUGUAUGGAGGCUAUGGACGUAGAUAUGGCGGGUACGGAUACAAACAUGGAAAAUAUCCACACUAUCAUCCAAGUAAAAAAUACGGAUACGACUAUUAAGAUCAACGUGCUUACCAUUCUCUGAAACACCAUCCAUUUGUGUAUCCAUACUUAAUGUGAUUAUUGUACCCUUACUUGCUGGACAAGUCCUUGUGAACAUGUGGUGUGCCUGAAAGAGAACUAGAAAUAACCUUUUUUCAACAUUCUACAAAAUUGACUAUCAAGUUAAACAUUGUUAGUUGAACAUACAGUUCAACCACUAAAUUAAACAAUCAGAUUAAAUGAUUUAUAGUAAAAGUUGCUCCUUAAACUAUAUGUAUGUAUAAAUGUUGAUGUUCAUUGUUUUGUGUAUUGUUUUGCUAUUAAAUGAAUAAAAUCAAUAA
Molecule: messenger RNA, 834 nt
Organism: Ruditapes philippinarum (Manila clam)
Lineage: Eukaryota; Metazoa; Mollusca; Bivalvia; Venerida; Veneridae
Product: keratin-associated protein 19-3-like
Exons: 3
Coding region: 125-511 (128 amino acids)
Source: RefSeq, a predicted model, not a curated record